GGCGGCGGCAAAAUGGCGGCGCCUGAGGAGCGGGAUCUAACCCAGGAGCAGACAGAGAAGCUGCUGCAGUUUCAGGUUGCUGUUUGAACCCCUGGAGAAAGAUGACAUGGACAGAGAGAAGGGACUAAAGGAGCUAUAUGCAUGGCCAGUGGAGGAAGAAAUGAUCCCUUUCUACUUUUGUACAGAUGAUCUGACUGGCAUAGAAUCUAUGGAUCAAUGUCGCCAUACCUUGGAACAGCAUAACUGGAACAUAGAGGCUGCUGUACAGGACCGAUUGAAUGAGCAAGAAGGUGUACCAAGUGUUUUCAACCCACCUCCAUCCCGACCCCUGCAAGUUAAUACAGCUGACCACAGGAUCUACAGUUAUGUUGUUUCGAGACCACAACCAAGGGGGCUGCUUGGAUGGGGUUAUUACUUGAUAAUGCUUCCAUUCCGGUUUACCUAUUACACAAUACUUGAUAUAUUUAGGUUUGCUCUUCGUUUUAUACGGCCUGACCCUCGCAGCCGGGUCACUGACCCCGUUGGGGACAUUGUUUCAUUUAUGCACUCUUUUGAAGAGAAAUAUGGGAGGGCACACCCUGUCUUCUACCAGGGAACGUACAGCCAGGCACUUAAUGAUGCCAAGCGGGAGCUUCGCUUCCUUUUGGUUUAUCUUCAUGGAGAUGAUCACCAGGACUCUGAUGAGUUUUGUCGCAACACACUCUGUGCACCUGAAGUUAUUUCCCUAAUAAACACUAGGAUGCUCUUCUGGGCAUGCUCUACAAAUAAACCUGAGGGAUAUAGGGUCUCACAGGCUUUACGAGAGAACACCUACCCAUUCCUGGCCAUGAUUAUGCUGAAGGAUAGGAGAAUGACUGUGGUGGGACGGCUAGAAGGCCUCAUUCAACCCGAUGACCUCAUUAACCAGCUGACAUUUAUCAUGGAUGCAAACCAGACUUACCUGGUGUCAGAACGCCUUGAAAGGGAAGAACGAAACCAGACCCAGGUGUUGAGACAACAGCAGGAUGAGGCCUACCUGGCCUCUCUCAGGGCUGACCAGGAGAAAGAAAGGAAGAAACGAGAGGAGCGGGAGCGGAAACGGCGGAAGGAGGAGGAGGUGCAACAGCAGAAGUUGGCAGAGGAGAGGCGGCGGCGGAAUUUACAAGAGGAAAAGGAAAGGAAAUUGGAGUGCCUGCCCCCGGAGCCUUCGCCUGACGACCCUGAAAGUGUCAAGAUCAUUUUCAAAUUACCCAACGAUUCUCGAGUAGAGAGACGAUUCCACUUUUCACAGUCUCUAACAGUAAUCCACGACUUCUUAUUUUCCUUGAAAGAAAGCCCGGAAAAGUUUCAGAUUGAAGCCAACUUUCCCCGGCGGGUGCUGCCCUGCAUCCCUUCAGAGGAGUGGCCCAACCCCCCCACGCUGCAAGAAGCAGGACUCAGCCACACAGAAGUUCUUUUUGUUCAGGACCUAACAGAUGAAUGACAUUUUUUCUUCCUCUCCCCUCCUACCCUAAUCCCUAAAAGAAAUGGAAAAACAAAACAAAAACAAAAAAAAAAGAGAGAAAUUCAUAUUAUUAUUAUUAUAAUACAAUAUUUUUUUUAAAAGACUGCUGCAUCCUAAGGAAGGAUCAGAAACCAUGCUGCCUAAAAGAGUCACCACCUGUGUGCGCGCACACGAGGUCAGCAAUGAACGUUUGCGCUGGUGAGCCCACCCUCCCCUACUGCCUCUGCACCACGCACCUUCCAGCGAAAGGAGACUCUUCACCUCCAACCCAGUCAUUGUCCCUACUGGGGAAGGGGACAGUCCCACUAGUUCUCAUUCGUUCUUGCUUUUAUGGAAAAUAAAAGUGAAAAAACCUCCAUCAUCCAGCUACUGCAGCAUCUCCUAAAGACUUGCUUCUCCCACCACCGGAGAAGAGAGGGAAGAGAAGACACAGAACAGAGAUGUUCCUUGAACUUCCCACAAUUUAUAAAUAACUUCUAAAUGUUUUCUGUUGCUUUGUAAUGACCAAAGGAAUGAGGCUGACAUAGGUGUUUUUUUUCCUUAACUUUAUUUGAUAAGAGCCAAUUCUUAAGCCCAUGAGUUCAUGCCCUGGGCUCCUUAGCCCACAGAGUGUAAUAAAGGUGCCCUGGGCUGGUUUGUGCUUAUUUCUGCCAUUGUUCCUCUCACAUUCCCAGAGAGGUGGUUCUUUUUGGUACAACUCUUGCUGUCCUUUUUUGCUAUCUAUGUGCCCCCCCUUUGAGUAUUGGGAGGAAAUCUGGGUUCGUUGCCCCACAAAGUCUGUACAGAUACACCCAUAUAUGCGGCGUGAACUCUGUGUAUACUCACUAUACACUUGGAAUCUGUACCCAGGUGGUUAUUACAGGAUCUGAACCAAAGGAUAGCGACUCUUCAUUCCUCUUCUGACAUGUGCAUGCUCUCCCUUCCCAGCCCUGAGCUUUCCUGAACUGCCAAGCUUGGUGUUUCCCAAAGGAGUAGCAGGACCUAUGGUAGAGCCUGUGUAAACUGUUGGAAGGCACAUUUAGUUUCUGAUGUAGCCACCUGCUGGAGGCAGUUUUUAAUCCUCUCUAUUGCUGUGUUGAAGUAAUAGGGUUUUUUAACCUCUGGAUAUCUGUUCUGUGGUUGAGUUUAUGGUAAUAGGUACAUGGGUCAGGCCAUGUAUUAACAGAUGCCAGCAUGAGCUGGCAAAUAUUCCAAAGUGUUCUACAGCUAGACUGGUGCAGACUCGUAACACUGCAACCUACUGAAGUAACUGUAGUUCUAGCAUGCUGUGAGGCCAGGGGUUCAUAUCGAGAUAAAACGUAACUUGGUAGAUUUGCAGUUUCCAAAGGCUUUCUCUCUUGCUUACCUAAAGUCUAAGGGCCACUCUUUUAGGUAGCAGUGAUGUGUCUUCUCUUCUCUGUAGCCCUCAGGGGUUAGGGGGCAAACACCAAGGAACAGAGUAAGGAACCUUACACAAAGCACCUGGGGAACCUGGGAAUUUCCCAGUGGCCUUGGCACAGGUGUCUAGAACAUGAUCUUUAGGAAAAUUUAAUUCUGCUCCUGGCUGCCUAUUAUUCCACUUUGUUUCCUGCUGCCUGGAGCCCAGAUGAGUGGGAAAUCACUGACCGACUGUUGUGUUGUCAUGAAAGGAAUCUGGAGUGAAUACCAGGAUAAAGCAUAUUCUCCACUCAACCUUAUGUGAAUUCUGCUUCCUGCUGACAACCAUGCAAAGAGGAAUUUUUCCACUUAACUUGGAGCCUCCCUCCUUGUUGAACUCACAGCUGUUUCCCUGGCAGUACACAGGAGGGGAUGAUAUUAAGGGCUUUCGCUAGGUUGGGUAUACCAAGUAUCUUGCCCAUACCUCUUUGGGAAGUUGUAAAACAUUUUCCUUAAUUCAGUCUGCAUCUUAUUCUACAAUGUGCACUUUAUGUCUCUUGCCCUUUUAAAACUUGUUCGGUGAAGGAGGUCAGAUGCCAGGAUAUUAAAAAGUCUGUGUCGGUACAGUUCUUAUGAUGGCCUACCCAAUACUUUAGGUUUCAAGAGGUCUUAUCUGAAGCACAUGUUCCUUCCUAGUCCAUCUUGAAACAGGCCUGCUUUGCUCAGACACCUCCCCCCCCCCAGCUUCCUGUCUCCUUGCUGACCCUAGGGCUGCUGCCUAGGUGCCAUCUCCCUUCCUCCUCUGUAAAGGAUGCACGUUUUGUCACUUAAAGCCAGUACAAUCUGUUACUCCCAAGGACCUCUGGGAACUUGAUGGGACCUGCAAGGGAGAAAGUACUGAGAAGUAUCUGCAAGGAUUUCCUCAUUUCCAGAUCACCUCUGGGUUAUUUCAGCUGUUUAUCAAACAGCAAGUCAUCAACCUAACAAAAACACUUGGUUCAAGUUGUGUCCUGCAGUCCCAAAACUGUAGUUAUAGAUUCAGCUGAAUAACCAUCAGAAAUGGCCAAGCAAAGACAACCUGUUGGAGUCAGUUGAAUUUCUGCAGCCUCAGUGGGGCCUUUCUGGUCUUUUCUUUCACUUCUGCAGAAUUUCCUGCAGCAAAUACUUCUUUGUCCUUGUCUUCUUCCACUAUGAUGUUUGGAUAAAAUAUGACCAGAGGAGAAUAUUUAUCUCUUAAAAAAAGAAAAAGGAACCUAGAAUCUUCAACUGAGCGGUCAUGAAAAUUGCUAAUGGUGCCACAGCCAAGGAAAGAGUUUCAGAAAAUGACUGUGGGAAGGAGUGAUAACCCCCAGAAUGCAAAAUCAGGGGAGAAUUAUCUGGUGCUUGAACAAGGAGCUCCACUUUACAACUGGUUUUUUUAGAACUUGUGAGGAACGCAGCAACAGGAAAUCCAUCCACAAAGGAUGCAGUGCCCCAACUUGUACUGCACCUGAAUAGUUACGUGAUAAUUUACUGAAGAAAUCUAGUGUACUUUAAAUUUUUUUCAUAAAAGUUUACAUUGUAUUGUAGGUUAACAUUAAAUGUUUUAUAACAAAAA
Messenger RNA from Callorhinus ursinus (northern fur seal), 4436 nucleotides. It is a transcript of the gene FAF2, whose product is annotated as Fas associated factor family member 2. Gene Ontology annotation, biological process: ERAD pathway. Gene Ontology annotation, cellular component: endoplasmic reticulum. Gene Ontology annotation, molecular function: ubiquitin binding. NCBI's taxonomy places the organism in Eukaryota, Metazoa, Chordata, Mammalia, Carnivora, Otariidae. The record is from RefSeq and is a predicted model, not a curated record.